CUCAUUCUCUCUUCAAACACACACUUUAACAACAUGAAUAAAAUGAACAUGUUCACAGUGUUUUUGGUUGCUAGUCUGAGCAAUAUUGCAUUAUGUUCAGCCGAUGGGCUAUUACCAAAUGGCAACUUCGAGUACGGCCCAAAACCUUCGCAAAUGAAAGGAACCCGCGUAAUCAACCCACACGCAAUACCCUUUUGGGAAUUGUCCGGUUUUAUUGAGUACAUAAAAUCGGGCCACAAGCAAGGCGACAUGCUAUUGGUCGUGCCUGAGGGGGCCUCCGCCGUACGGUUAGGCGAGGAGGCCUCCAUCAAGACCAAGGUUAAGGUCACAAGCGGCAUAUUUUAUUCCAUUUCGUUUAGUGCGGCUAGGACAUGUGCCCAAGAGGAGAAGUUGAAUGUAUCCGUUCGGCCCAGUAAGGAGCCCAAUGGUUGGGGAGUCCUGCCCAUACAGACUGUUUACAGUAGCGAUGGGUGGGAUACGUAUUCUUGGGGCUUUUUGGCCCAGUCCAAUGAGAUUGAGAUCACGUUCCAUAAUCCUGGAAAGGAAAAGGAUCCAGCUUGCGGCCCAGUUAUCGAUUCUGUUGCUAUCAAGGCCCUACGUGCAUCAACGAGGAAAAGAGGCAACAUGUUGAAAAAUGGGAACUUUGAAGAGGGUCCAUACAUCUUCCCUAAAUCAACUUGGGGAGUCCUAAUUCCUCCCAAUAUUGAAGAUCAUCACUCCCCAUUACCCGGUUGGAUUAUCGAGUCCCUCAAAGCCGUGAAGUACAUCGACUCCGAUCACUAUGUGGUGCCUGAAGGCAAACGAGCGGUUGAAUUAGUUGCUGGUAGAGAAAGUGUAUUAGUACAGAUCGUGAAAACUGUACCAGGAAAGCUUCAUGAACUCAUAUUCACAAUAGGCGAUGCGAAAAAUUCUUGCCAAGGACAAAUGGUGGUUGAGGUGAUGACGGGUAGAGAGAGGUUUGAAGUUCCUUACGAGUCGAGUGGCAAUGGAGGAUUCAAACAAACUAAGCUCAAGUUUAAAGCCGUGUCACCACGUACAAGAGUUAGAUUUUUGAGCUUGAAUUAUCAUAUGAAGAGUGACAAUUCAGGUUCUUUAUGUGGUCCGGUGAUUGAUGAUGUAAGGUUGGUUAGUGUUCGCUAUGCAAAACGGGUUUAA
Striga asiatica is the source of this 1155-nucleotide messenger RNA. NCBI's taxonomy places the organism in Eukaryota, Viridiplantae, Streptophyta, Magnoliopsida, Lamiales, Orobanchaceae. The record is from the annotation of a GenBank genome assembly.